Daphnia pulicaria is the source of this 1200-nucleotide messenger RNA. Its product is annotated as ankyrin-1-like. Gene Ontology annotation, molecular function: protein binding. Bases 1 to 1200 code for a protein of 399 amino acids. The record is from RefSeq and is a predicted model, not a curated record. The transcript has 2 exons. NCBI's taxonomy places the organism in Eukaryota, Metazoa, Arthropoda, Branchiopoda, Diplostraca, Daphniidae.
AUGAACCAAGAGGAUUUUGCAACGACCCCUUCGGAACGUCAACGGAUUUGGACCUUUAGCACUACCCACAUGAGUAGGAGAAAUGCUUUUCCUCCCAACCGGAAACAUGGAAUUGAAAAAACUACCCCGAAGAUUCACGAAUUGGUUUUGAUGGACAGUCACACCGAGCUGAAGUAUUGGCUUACGCGACACCCAGAGGACAUUGAGAACAGCUAUCGACAAAAAACGCCUCUUCUGGUAGCUAUCAAACAUAAUUCGUAUAAAUGUUUCAAGAUUCUCCUAGAGCACGAUGCAGACGUCGAAAAAAGUAACUCGAAGAACGAAACGGCGCUAGUGACCGCGGUACGAUUACACCGAAUUAACAUGAUCGAAGACUUGAUCAACAAGGGCGCCACAAUCUACAGCGGAGAUCGAUUGGCUAGAACAAUCACGGAAAUACUCAUCUCACGGGAUGACGUAAAUAGUAUACGGUUCGUCCAUAUUUACAAGAAAAACCUUCUAGAGCACGAUCUGGUUAAUCAGGAAUUUCCUUUGACUUUGGCAAUAAGCCAUCAGGCUAGGAAUUGUAUCGAUUACAUCCUCAGCCAAAACCCAAAAGUCGAGUCAUUUCUAAUCAACAGAAAAUUCAGCUGCCCCAUUUCAGUGGCUAUAAGAAGAAACGACAUCGAAACCAUAAGGGCUCUAGUAGAGCUAGACAGAUUCCAGCACAUUUUCAACACAAAAGUGCAUAAAUCUCUUUCUUAUAUCCAUCUAGCAGUGGAAAAAAACCGACAUGAAAUUGCCGACAUUCUACUAUACCACGGAGCACACGUAAAUCUACAGGACAAUAAUGGAAACACGCCCGCACACUUCGUGAACGAUAUACCUACGUUAAGGGUAUUGAUUUCUCACGGAGCCCGCCUGGAACUUGGAAAUCGUAACAACGAAACUCCAAUCAUGGCCGCAGAAAAAGAUGGCAGGAAUGCCGUCUAUCAAUAUUUACGCCUCUACAAUCAUGAAAAUAGGAAAAAGGUCUAUAAAACACUCGACAGUAGAUUUUAUUACAAUAAUUCUGACAGAAUCGAGAAAGCGAUAGCAGCCAUGAACAUAAUGUCGGACGUCCCAGAUAGCACACUGCAGUCCCAUAGACGCACAAAACACGUCACUUUGAGACGACGUCUUUUACGUAUGGCCAAUGUCCGCUUCGCCGAGAUCUCAUAG